GGUGGUGUGACCUCCAUGGACGACUUCCUGAUGAAGUUCUUCCCAGCAGUGUACCAUAGAACAACAGACGGGUCAGCACAUGACAAAAAUCAGUAUUGCAAAUACGAUAACCAUUUGCUUACACUGUUCACAUCCUCCCUCUACCUCGCCGCACUAGUUGCUUCCUUCUUUGCCUCUGAGAUAACCCGUGUCUUCGGCCGCAAGGUGUCCAUGUUCUUGGGAGGCCUAUCCUUUCUUGUUGGAGCUAUCCUCAACGGCAUUGCCAUGAACAUCAUAGUGCUCAUCAUCGGCCGCAUCUUGCUCGGUGUUGGUGUGGGAUUUGCCAAUCAGGUAUAUAUACAUACAGACCAUCGAUAUGAGUUGAAUUAAUGUGCCUAUUAUAUUAAUGAAUAUUAUCUCAACCGACAUUAAUCACAUAUGUUCAAUGCAUGCAACUGCAGUCGGUUCCAGUCUACCUGUCCGAAAUGGCACCAGCAAAAAUCAGAGGAGCACUCAAUAUUGGGUUCCAAGUCGCGAUCACAAUCGGCAUUCUUGUCGCGAAUUUCGUCAACUACGGAACUGCAGAGAUCAAGGGUGGAUGGGGUUGGAGAGUUUCCUUGGCUCUGGCAGGGGUCCCUGCCCUGUUCAUGACCAUCGGAUCUAUCUUCCUUCCAGACACUCCCAAUUCCAUUAUUGAGCGAGGUCACCACGAGGAGGCCAAGCGUAUGUUGCAAAAGAUCCGUGGCACCGAAAUUGUCGACGCAGAGUUUGAGGACCUCAUUGCAGCAAGCGAAGCUGCCAAGAAAGUCCAACAACCGUGGAGGAACAUGUUCCUCCCAAGAUACAGACCUCAACUCGUCAUCUGCUCUCUCAUUCCAUUCUUCCAGCAAAUCACUGGCAUCAAUGUCAUCAUGUUCUAUGCUCCUGUUCUCUUCAAGACUUUGGGCUUCGGCGACAAGGCAUCCCUCAUGUCUGCAGCUAUAACUGGUGUCGUUAUUGUUGUUGGGACCUUUGUUUCUGUUGCUACGGUUGAUAAGUUCGGGAGGAAAGCUCUCUUCAUUGAAGGUGGCGUUCAGAUGAUCAUUUGCCAGGUAUCCGCCAGACAUCAUUGAUUGUAUCCUUCCUUCAUUCUUUCCCACCUAUAUAU
Messenger RNA from Punica granatum (pomegranate), 1126 nucleotides. Lineage: Eukaryota; Viridiplantae; Streptophyta; Magnoliopsida; Myrtales; Lythraceae. The record is from RefSeq and is a predicted model, not a curated record.